CCACACCCAUAACGACACUAUCACCACAACGAGCCCCGAGAAGCCACAAUCACUUUUACAGCAAACAAAUUAAAACAACCAAAAGCCAGAGUACUGAAGAGAGAGAAAAGAUAUAUUAAAGGAAGAGAAACCAGGAGUAAAACAAAUCGAGAACAGUGACGAAAAAAUAAUAAAAAGUCAGGAAUGAGAAAACGGGAGAGGUUCACGUGCUUUAAAAAAAUACCGAAAUUGGAAGUGAGCGGUGAUUUUGUUUAAAAAUGGAUUGAUUUUGAAUGUAAUUUUGUUUUUAUGUCGAUGUACAGUUUUUUUUUCACAAGUUUGGCGCUGCAAAGGAAACAAGGAAAUGAUUCACACCAAAAGUGCUUUCUUCAUCGCACAACGCACCGUCCCUUUGAGUCUCGUAUGACUCGGAUUUCAUUUUCUACACGGUAACAGUAGCCAGCAUGUGUCUCUCAUGGUCUUAACAAUCGUUAUCAUGUGGGUUAGGGGAUUGGGGUAAUUUUAAUGAAGGUGAAGGACAUUAAAACUCCCAAAGAACUUUUAGAAAUCUUUUGUAGAGGAGUAGGAAGAGGAGGAAAUGCUCUCUCUCUGAAUCUGGUUGGGAGUAGCAGGUAGCUAGCGGAGAGAGGGCGCAGUAGGCCAUGAAGUGGGUUAUGGAUGCUUCGUUUGUGGUGGUGGCUUUGAGGCUAGAGCGAUCGCUGGGCAGCUGUGACAGUCCACGCUGAGCCCACCUUCGUAUUUUGCAGGAGGUGGUCGUCUCUGGGGAUGGCUGCGGGGCUUCAGGAGGCGUGUUGGUGUGCCCCGUGUGUGGCAAGACGGCCCAAGGGCGGAACCGCCGACAGAACAUGGACAACCACAUGCUUACCCACACGGGGGAGCGGCCCUUUCAAUGCUCAAUGUGCCCGUACCGAGCCUCUCAGCAGGGCAACCUUAAGCGGCACCUCCGCGCGGUCCACAAGCAGGCGUCAGACGACCUGUGCGGAGGGCCGCCGCACUACCAAGAACUCAGCCCCUCGCUCAUGCUGCACAGAAACGCCCCGCAGAUCCCGUCCGGACAGAACUAUGACUCGGCGCUGCAGAACACUCGGGGCGAGCAGGCGCACUCGGAGACGCAGGCUGGCGGGUCCGUGCGGGAGGACGAUCCUCCCUUCGGAUUGCACUUGCGCCUCAAAAACGACCCGGAAAUGUCCGUGGCAGCGUCCCAGCCGGAAUCUGGCAUCUGAGUGCGCGUGCCGCCCGGCGGAGUCCUCGGCCCGGCGUGCAGGCCGUCGUUGAACGCGACCGUUGUUCGGCUUGCAUGAAGAGUGCAAUUGGACUGUCACGACCACUGCCACAGCGGGUCUCUCGACCUUAUCUUCUGUAUGGUGCUUAGAGGAAAUGUUGCUUGUAGAAAUUGCAUUUACAUUAUUUAGUUCGGGAGAGCGGCCGUUCCUCAGAGGCGCCGAGGGUGACCAUAGCUGCUGACGACACAGAUAGUUCCGAAUAGUUCCUCUGGGAGUUAGCGACGCUGAAGGCUUGGCGGGCACGGAGCAGAGGACGCAUGGAGACUGAGCGAGACUGAGCGAGGUGUUGUUUGUGUUGCAGGAAGGUGCGCAGGGGGAGCUGGAGGGUGAGGCGGGCGUGUCGGCGCGCAGGCUGCCCUGCCCUAGGUGUUCCAAAGUCUUCCACGGGGCAAAGCGGAAGUACCGGCU
Penaeus vannamei (Pacific white shrimp) is the source of this 1691-nucleotide messenger RNA. The record is from RefSeq and is a predicted model, not a curated record. NCBI's taxonomy places the organism in Eukaryota, Metazoa, Arthropoda, Malacostraca, Decapoda, Penaeidae.